ACAACUUGGGAAAUGAGAAUAAUCACUGCAGACGAGACGGGACUUAUCAAGCAAAUUCUCAUUGAGAACAAGCGCAUUCAACGAUGGGGAACACAAAGUCGAGACAACUCUGUAGAGAGAAUGGUGUGGGCUGGUAUGUCUGGUUGUGAGGAAAACGAGGUGGCUGUUGCCUUGGUCAAUGGACGUGUCCAAGUGUGGGAUGUCGACAAAACGGUUAUCGUGAAGGAGUUUUCCGGAAUUGAAGGCAUUCCUCGUGGAUUGGGAGUGAUUCGAAACGAGGAAGACAGAAAAGUGAUCACUUGUACCGAUGACGGAAAAGUGAAUCUCUACAACUGGAAAGACGCCGAAAUCGUGAAAACGUUCGAUGUAAAAGGUCCGAUAGCGAACAUGCAUCUCUGCCCUUCGAAUAACCAGAUCUUCGCUGUGGGUGGCCGCGAGAACGACCUAGCUCUCUACGACAUCGAGACGGAAGAGCCCGUUUUCAAAGCUCGCAAUGUUCCCAAUGAUUGGCUUCAACUCCGCGUCCCCAUCUGGGUUACCGACAUGAAAUUCCUCCACCCCAAGAGCUCAGGAUUCGAGUUAGCGGUAGUCACCGGACAUCAUCAUGUCCGCCUCUACGACACGCGAGCGAAGCGUCGCCCUGUGCAGUCCGUGGAGAUCGGUUCGCGCCCAUUUACGUGCUGCACGGUGUCGCACGAUGAAAACUCGCUGUUCACUGGAGACACGAUCGGCCGUGUGAGCCGAAUCGAUCUGCGGACGAUGCAGCUGAACGGAGUGUACAAGGGAAACACGGGAAGUGUGCGAGAAAUCGCGCUGCACCCCACGAUGGAGGUAAUGGCGACGGUGGGAUUGGAUCGCGUGAUGCGUGUGUUCGACGUCGCAACGAGACAGCAGCUUCACCGUGUGUAUCUGAGACAGAAGCUGAACUGCGUUCUGGUGUCGAGUGAGGGAGAAGUGGCAUCAUUUACGAAGGAGGAAGAAGCGCCUGAGAGUGAUUCAAGUUUACUGCAGGACGAUGAAGACUUGAUUGAGAUGUCUGGAGAAGAGUAGAGUUUGUUAGUUUAGUUUGGAA
Molecule: messenger RNA, 1072 nt
Organism: Blastocystis hominis
Lineage: Eukaryota; Bigyra; Opalinata; Blastocystidae
Exons: 7
Coding region: 13-1050 (345 amino acids)
Biological process (GO): ribosomal large subunit biogenesis
Cellular component (GO): nucleolus; preribosome, large subunit precursor
Molecular function (GO): protein binding
Source: RefSeq, a predicted model, not a curated record